AUGAAGUUCACCCUCGCAAUCCUUACCACGCUGGUUGCUGCCGCCGCAGCCAGACAGUCCAAGCCCUUCCACCUGAAGGCCGUGUCUGACAACAGCACUGUGGACGGCACCUACUUCUUUGCAUGCCAUGAGGGCGCAGCAAUCGAGGGACUAUGUAUCGGCAGUAAGAAGCUUGCACAGGCCGACAACUUCCGUCUGAACAACACGAGGUCCCAGCCGAACGUUGGUUCUCUGGCAUGGCUGCUGAAGGGUGGCAACUUUAAAGUGUCCGAGACGAUGACCUUGUACACUGACCCAUCCACGAACGUCGCCCUCCCCCUCUUCGAGCCCGGCUACGACUCUGCUUACGUCGGCUUCGAUUCGGAUGACAAGAUGUACAUCCGUGUGUACCUCGACGACACCAAGAACCCACCGAACAGCGUGAACGGCAAGAAGCUAUACCGCUGGCUCACGUGUACGACGUACUACACCGGCUACACUUAUCAAACACUGGCGUGGCAGCUUGGCGAGGCGGAGGCGCAGAAUCCAACGUGUGAGCCGGUGACGGUGAAGCGGGUGUUUGUGAAUGAUGACUGA
Messenger RNA from Saxophila tyrrhenica, 576 nucleotides. RefSeq lists its product as uncharacterized. Bases 1 to 576 code for a protein of 191 amino acids. The record is from RefSeq and is a predicted model, not a curated record. The transcript is spliced from 2 exons. Lineage: Eukaryota; Fungi; Ascomycota; Dothideomycetes; Mycosphaerellales; Extremaceae.